This is a messenger RNA of Encephalitozoon hellem ATCC 50504, 2040 nucleotides long. RefSeq lists its product as uncharacterized. The record is from RefSeq and is a predicted model, not a curated record. Lineage: Eukaryota; Fungi; Microsporidia; Unikaryonidae. The transcript has a single exon. Bases 1 to 2040 code for a protein of 679 amino acids.
AUGGGAGGAAGAAGAAAGCUCUUUGACAUAAGAAGUCUGUUUGGGCAGGAUGCCACACCUGAACAUGACAGCGAAGAGGACGAGGUGUACAGGGCCAUAGAGGAGAAAAGGAGGAGGAAAAGGGCUGGGCCUGUGGAGAGGAUACUUUCUCAGGAGGAUGUUCUGAUUCUCGAGAAGAUGGACAUCGAGGAGGUUGUGCCCAGGAGCCUCCGCUCGAUGGAAAGUGUAGAGGAGGGGGCGGAAGACUCCGAGCCGGCCAGGGACAACGACAGGUGGAAGAUCCAUGUCCUAAGGGAUUUGCUGAGGAAGAAUCGUUUGAAUGUGGAUGCUCGGAUUAGGCUCAGCCGGCUCCUGGAAGAGGAAGAGGGUGCAGAGGUGUUGCUUGAAGGCCGGGACAUCAAGGACAUGAUGCUAUGGAAGGAGAUCAUUGAGAGGUGCUAUGUGCCCGAGAUGGUUGAUGAGGCACUAGAGGUUGUGGACGGAGACGAAGACUUCUAUGUACACCUAUUUCUGAAGAGCAAGGAUGUUAGGGUGCUGAAGGCUGGAGUCAGGAAGUAUCCCAGGAGCACUGAGCUGAGGAAGAUGGUGUUUGAGGGCCUGGAAGCCGUUUCUGAGAAGCAGAUGUUUCUGUAUGACUCCAUAGUUGAGACCAAGGAGGAGGAGCUGGUGGACAUGUUUACCAGGACGAAUCCCAGCAGAGAGCUUGCAGUAUCACUGUACAAAAGACUCAAAGCCCAGGACACGUAUUUCGACCAGUUGAUAGUCUACCUGCUAGGGGAUGGAGACGAUUCCUGGGUGAUUGAGGAUAUGCUUAGGCUGGGAUUGGAGAGGGUCCUCUGGAUUCUUCGGAAGGGAAAGAGGAAACUUGAUCUUCCGUCUCUGGUUCUUGCUAGGAGCGAUGUUCUUCUGUACCUAGGAAAGAUAGAGGUGGAGCCGAUGACCAGCCUUCCCUCUGACCUCUGGUCCCUGUUUGUUUCGAUGAGUACCCAGAGGCUCCAUGACGACGAAACGUUUAUUUGCUGCUACAACAUUGCAAAGCAGCACCUUCUUGAUGCCGAGUUUAUAGACAGGUUUUUUGUGAUGGCGCCUCGGCGGUACUUUGUGGAUCUUAUGAAGGCCAAGGAGCUAUGGAAGCUGUUUACGAUGGGCAAGGAUAUUGUGUGUUUCCGGAAAGCAGAAAGGGUUCUUGAAGGAGGAAUAAGAGAGUACGGGAAGGAGAAGAAGCUGUUUAUACUUGCCAGGUCGAAGAUCUACUAUGCAGCGCGGGAGUACCAUCGAAGCUAUUUGGUGAUUCCUGGAAGAAUGAGAACAAUAAGGAAGUAUGUGAUACUGUCGCAGAUAGACCUGGAAAGGGCCUUUUCUGAGCUGGGAAAGGAUCUGUUUAGCUAUAAGCACUGGCUGCUGUAUGCGGAGCUGGCAGAGAAGAAAGGGAUGGAUGCCCAGGAGAUAUACGAAGAAUGCAUGGCAAGAUAUCCGGAGAACUUCAAGGUUGCUGUUGGGUACAUAAGGUAUCUGAAAGGGAGGGACAUGGAGAAGGGGCUAGAGGUGAGUGCGAGGCUGACGAAAAGAUUUGGAUGUGAGGAGUGGCUAUGGUUUGAGAGGUUUGUGAUGUCCAGGAAGCUGGGGAAGAUUUCUCUGCCCAUCCUUUACAACUCUCGGAAGCAUGUGAAGUCUGAACUGAUUGAUUCUGAGAUAAGAUACUAUGAAAACAAAGAUGUUCCUGAAGGGAAUAAGUAUUUUGGAUAUCAGGUGUAUAAGAGGGUAAGAAAGAAGGAGUGCAACGUGAAUGGGAUGUGCAGGGGCUGCGUUACAAGGAUGAAGGGAUAUUACAGAGAAAGGAUAAUGAGGGAACAAGACAAUGGAGACAACUACAUACUGUACUGCUGUGUGAGUGGGGAGGUUGACGAAGAGAUCAGGAGGAUGGUUGAGUUUUUUGAUCCUCGGGGAGGGGACUACUGGGUUAGGGUCAGGAACGUUGUGGACCUUGCAAAGCGGUUUGAGGCAGGGUGCAGGAUGAUAGACUUUGACUUUCUGAGGUAG